GCGCUAUCACUGGGCUACAUCCUUGGCUCCGAAACAGUCGCCUCCAAGCAAUCGCCAUGGCCGGUAAGUUGUCACUGCCCAGUUACGAGACGAUCGGCUGGACUACGAUCACGAUUAUCGUCGUCUAUGCAGUCUUCAGGCUGGUCAGAUCCCGCCAGAAAACAUUCAGCUACUUCAAAGAGAUCGGAAUUCCGGGUCCGGAGCCAAGCCUUCUUUGGGGGAAUCUUGCCGAAUACCACACGAAGGGCUUUGUGCACGCCCUCACAGACUGGUGCGCCAAAUAUGGAGACGUAUUCGGAUUUUACAAUGGUGAUCUUCCAACGUUGGUUGUCAAAGACUUGGACUUUCUAACUCACAUAUUCAUAAAAGACUUCCAGAACUUCACCGAUCGAGGUGUUAUCAUGAGAAAAGAGCAAGAGCAUGCCUCCAUUGGCAAGAGCAUCCCAAACGCCAAAGGAGCGAAGUGGAGAAUGAUGCGGAGCUGCAUCUCACAAGCAUUCACUUCUAACAAGCUGAAGCAGAUGAUGCGGGAACUCGUACAACCGGCCGACUUGUUUAUGGAACUGCUGGACAACAUGGCAGACGCAGGACGCGAAUUUGCAGUUUUUGAUCCACUAAAAGGUCUUGCCCUGGACUACACUGGGCGAGCAGCUUUCGGAUUCGACUGCUGCUUUACGCGGAACCUCUCGCACCCUUUCCUGGUGACCGCACGGAAAGUCGCGCACAGCCUCAUGACCGGACCCUUCCACGUGUUCGCCCAUUCCACGACUACAUUGGCCCCUUUAGUUGCUCCAAUACUAUGGCUGAAUGAAAAGAUCGGAUCUUUCGGUUUCGCUGCCUUCAAUAAGGAGACCACUAAGAUUGUUGAACUGAGGGUCCAAAACCCGCAGGCAAGAAGGCCAGACCUGCUGCAGAUCAUGCUAGACGCAAGUGAACAAAAAGCAACCCAAAUGAUGGUAGCCUCUAUGAAAAGCAAAGGGAAUAUGACCCUUCUGGAGGUUGGCGUGAACACCACCAUGAUCAUGCUGGCUGCGUUUGAGACCACUUCCACGGCAAUCUCUUACAUGUGCUAUGUUUUGGCCAAGUACCAAGAUAUCCAGGAAAAGAUCAGAGCUGAAGUCGCCACAGCUGUUGAAGAAUAUGGAGAGCUGAAUUACGAAUCCAUCAUGCACGGAAUGAAGUACUUGAGAUGCGUUGUGGACGAAACACUAAGGAUGUAUCCACCCGCCACUGUGUUUACCACGAGGCGUGCCGUGAACGACGUCGAAUACAAUGGCAUCAAGUACAAAGCUGGCACUUCGUUCUUGGUUCCGACGUUGCAGAUACACAUGGAUCCCCGCUACUGGCCUGAACCCCACAAGUUUGACCCUGAGAGGUUCCUUCCUGAAAACGCCUCAUCCAGGCCAUCGAUCGCAUACCAACCGUUUGGUGCUGGACAGAGAAGCUGCAUCGGCGAGCGCCUCGCAAUCUUAGAAAUCAUGUACACGAUUGCGAGAAUGGUUCAGAAGUACAGGUUGACUCUGGGAGAGUCCCAGAAGAAUGACCUCGAGAUGUCUUUCUUUGCAAUGGUAUCGGUGCCAACAGAGGGUCCGUACAUCAAAUUCCAAAAGAUCUGAAGACUACGGCCUCUCAAGUGAACGAAGGUCUACUAACUUUCCGUUAUUCAUCGCACGAGCGUACACAAUAAUAAAUGCCGACAACAUGCA
Messenger RNA from Dermacentor silvarum, 1706 nucleotides. Its product is annotated as cytochrome P450 3A8-like. Gene Ontology annotation, molecular function: oxidoreductase activity, acting on paired donors, with incorporation or reduction of molecular oxygen; monooxygenase activity; heme binding. Bases 57 to 1616 code for a protein of 519 amino acids. Lineage: Eukaryota; Metazoa; Arthropoda; Arachnida; Ixodida; Ixodidae. The record is from RefSeq and is a predicted model, not a curated record. The transcript is spliced from 14 exons.